This is a messenger RNA of Cynocephalus volans (Philippine flying lemur), 3096 nucleotides long. It is a transcript of the gene ANKMY1, whose product is annotated as ankyrin repeat and MYND domain containing 1. The coding region runs from base 1 to 3096 and encodes 1031 amino acids. The record is from RefSeq and is a predicted model, not a curated record. NCBI's taxonomy places the organism in Eukaryota, Metazoa, Chordata, Mammalia, Dermoptera, Cynocephalidae. Gene Ontology annotation, molecular function: protein binding. The transcript has 17 exons.
AUGGAAGGUUCUCGUUCCGCCUUCACCUUAGACCGUGAGGCCUCGGGGGAGGCUCACGGCUCCGCGGACCCGCUGGAGGGGCAGGACGGCCAGGACCCGCCGUCUCCGCAGAGCUCUGCCGACUUCACCACAAGGGACGUCCCAGAGGCCCCCAAGGAGGAGGCAGAGGAGUCCCAGGGCCUCCUGAGGGAGCGGGACUUGAAGGAGGCCUACAUCCAGCUCGUCCACGGUGUGCAGGAGUGGCAAGAUGGCUGCACCUACCGAGGGGAGUUUGGGCUGAACAUGAAGCUUGGAUACGGGGAAUUUUCUUGGCCCACGGGCGAGUUGUACCGUGGGCAGUUUUACCGGGACCACUGCCAUGGCUUGGGCACCUACGUAUGGCCGGAUGGCUCCAGUUUCACUGGCAUGUUUUACCUCAGCCACCGUGAAGGCUACGGCACCAUGUACAUGAAGACAAGAAUCUUCCAGGGGCUGUACAGGGCGGACGAGCGGUUUGGUCCAGGCAUCGAGACCUACCCUGACGGCAGCCAGGACGUGGGGCUGUGGUUCCGAGAGCACCUGGUCAAGCUGUGCACGGAGACCCCCAACAGCUUCUCCCUCCUCAGUUGCCCUGAGUUCUCGGGCUUCCUCACGCGCUGUCCUGCUAGAAUCAGCCUCUCAGAUGAGGAGAGACUGGAGGGGGACCUGCACGAGGGGCAGGACCCCUUUUUCUAUGAGUAUAAGCAGUUUCUUCUGAAUGAUGACCUAACGCUGCCUCCAGAAAUGCACACCUACUCCACCGACAACUGUCACCUGCCCAUGACCAGCUCUUUCCGUAAAGAGUUGGAUGCCUGGAUUGCUGUCAGUGACACCCCUCCAUUUACCGAGGAGGAAGAGCCCUGGUUUAUAACAAAUGAGACCCCUUUGUUGGUCAAAAUCCAGAAGCAAACAUACAAGUUCAGGAACAAGAAGGCUCACACCAGCUGGAACAUGGGCGCCAUCCUGGAGGGGAAGCGUGGCGCUUUUGGGAACUGCGGGCCCAAGGAGCGCCUUUCCAUGGAGAUGAUCCUGAAGGCCGAGGAAGGGGACUAUGAUUGGAUUAAUGGGAUCCUGAGGGACGGCCUGGCCAGUGCCGACGUGGCUGAUGCAAAUGGCUAUACUGUGCUUGCUGCAGCCGCUGUUCACUGUCACAAUGACAUCGUCAACCUCCUCCUGGACUUCGGGGCCGACGUGAACAAGUGCUCGGAUGAGGGCCUCACGCCACUUGGCAUGAGCUUCCUCCUGUACUACCCCAGCUGCUCCUUCAAGUCCAACGUGGCCGAGAGGACCGUGCCCGAGCCCCAGGCAACUCUCAAGUCCCUAGUCAUUCCAAACCUGUCAUUCUCCUUUGCUGAAAUGGCCCAGGAGUCCCUCUGUGGCGAGGUGCAUGUGCCUGCACAGGGCAGCCGGGAACCCAGGCAGCAGCUGCAGGUGGUGGGCGUUGAGGACGAUGCGCUCUCCCAGGACAUCCAGCUGUCUCGGGAGUCCCUAGACCUGAGGAGCAGCUUCCAGAAGGAGUCGCUGUCAGGGAAGGACAGCACUGUCGGCGACAUGGAGAGUGGGCUUGAGGACGUGCUGGGGAGCCUGGACAGGGGCACCCUGUGCAGCAGCGAGACCAACUUCGAGUCCAACGUGUGUGUGCGCAGCUUCUCCGUUGAGCUCCCGCAGGGCCUGCUUCAGAGGAGCGCUGAGAUCCACAGCCUGGGGAUGGUCCCUGCCUCCGGCACCAGCUGCUCCGACAGGGGCACCAUGAGGAAGAUGGUGCUGUCGCUGGCCAAGCAGAGAAACAGGUGGCUGACCAUCAAGCUGCUGCUGCGCCGAGGUGCCGACCCCAACCUGUGCUGCGUGCCCAUGCAGGUCCUGUUCCUGGCUGUUAAGGCUGGGGAUGUGGAUGGGGUGAAGCUUCUGCUGGAGAACAGGGCCAGGACCGACAUCGCGUUUCCUCCACAGCUGGGAGCACUGACCCCCCUCCACAUUGCGGCCGCCCUUCCCGGGGAGGAGGGUGUCCAGAUCAUGGAGCUGCUGCUCCAUGCCAUCAGCGACGUCGACUCCAAGGCAGCUGACCAGGACGAUGUGUAUAAGCCCAGCAAGCUGGACCUCCCGCCCUCCAGCCUGAAGCUCAGCAACGAGCCAGGCCCACCUAGAGCCUACUACAGCACGCACAUGUCACCCCCAGAGGAGGGGGGCAGGACGGCUCUGCACGUGGCAUGCGAGCGCCAGGACAACAACAAGUGUGCCCGGGACAUAGUGCGGCUCCUGCUCUCCCACAGAGCGGACCCCAACACGCUGUGGAGUGGCCACACCCCACUCUCCCUGUCCAUCGCCAGCGGGAACGACCUGAUUGUGAAUGAGCUCCUGUUCCAGGGAGCUGACCCCAACGUGCCCCUGACCAAAGGCUUGGGCAGUGCCCUGUGCGUCGCCUGUGACCUGACCUAUGAGCACCAGAGGAGCAUCAGCAGCAAGCUAGCCCUGAUUGACCAGCUCAUUAGCCAUGGGGCUGACAUCCUGAGGCCUGUAACGCUCACACAAGGGGACAACGUGGCUGUGGGCACAGCUGUUGACUACGGCUAUUUCAGAUUCUACCAGGACCGGAAGAUCGCCCACAGCCCCUUCCACACGCUGAUGCCGGCCGAGCGGGAGACGUUCCUGGCCCGGAAGAAGCUCCUGGAGUACAUGGGCCUGAAGCUGCGGCAGGCCGUCUUCGCCAGGGAGGGCCAGUGGGACAAGGUGCAGCUGUACCUGAGCAAGAGAGUCGCGCUGACCCCCAGCAACAGGCUGAAAAAGAAGAGCUCCAGCCUGUGCAAGGCCUCGCACGCAGAGGAGCAGAUGCACAUCCCCUUCUUCAAGUUCUGCUGCCAGUGCGGCCGCUCUGUCGGUGUCCGCCUCAUGCCCUGCCCCCGCUGCUACGGGAUCCUGACCUGCAGCAAGUACUGCAAGACCAAAGCCUGGAGUGAGUUCCACAAGCAGGAGUGCAGUGACCUGGUGGCCACUGAAUCUGGUCGCAGCUCCUGGCUUGUGGACCCCAAGAUGGGGCCUGGGGGCCUGGGAGGCCCUUCUUUGAAGAGUAAUCACAGCUGA